Messenger RNA from Dipodomys ordii (Ord's kangaroo rat), 1258 nucleotides. Its product is annotated as NADH-cytochrome b5 reductase 2. The record is from RefSeq and is a predicted model, not a curated record. Gene Ontology annotation, cellular component: mitochondrion. Gene Ontology annotation, molecular function: FAD binding; oxidoreductase activity. Bases 91 to 1008 code for a protein of 305 amino acids. The transcript is spliced from 9 exons. NCBI's taxonomy places the organism in Eukaryota, Metazoa, Chordata, Mammalia, Rodentia, Heteromyidae.
CGCUGCCCGCCGGUGUCAGCUGCCGGCCUCGGCCCGCUGCCGUCCGCCCGGCGGAGGUGCCUGUGAGGGCGGGGAUCCCCGCUUGAAGACAUGUUUGGCAUCUCACUCAGGGACCCGACCCUGCUGUUGGCCGUCACUGUCAUCGGGGUCACAGCGCUUCUUUUGGCACUAAAGAACAAGAACUGCAGGAGGAAAGGUCCUGUCACCUUACAGGACUGUGAUACCAAGUACUCACUACCCUUGAUUGAGAAGGAGCAAAUCAGUCACAACACCCGGAGGUUCCGCUUUGGCCUGCCAUCGCCCUACCAUAUCUUAGGGCUUCCUGUUGGUAACUAUGUCCAUCUCUUGGCCAAAAUCGGUGAUGAUAUGGUGGUCAGGGCUUACACUCCUGUCUCCAGCGAUGAUGACCAGGGCUUUGUGGACUUAAUUAUAAAGGUCUACUUCAAAAACGCACACCCACAGCAUCCUGAAGGGGGGAAGAUGACUCAGUACUUGGAGAACAUGAAAAUUGGGGACACCAUCCUUUUUCGGGGGCCAACUGGGUCCUUGUUCUACCGUGGGCCAGGGAGCAUUGGCAUCAGACCAUAUCCAUCGUGCAAGCCUGAAAAGAAAACGUUCCGUCACCUGGGGAUGAUUGCUGGGGGCUCAGGCAUUACACCCAUGCUGCAGCUCAUUCGCCACAUCACCAAGAACCCCCAUGACAAGACCAAGAUAUCCCUCCUCUUUGCCAACCAGACAGAGGAUGAUAUCUUGAUGAGAAAGGAGCUUGAUGAAAUUGCCAGGACUCAUCUAGACCAGUUCAGCGUGUGGUAUACCCUGGACAGGCCUCCUGUUGACUGGAAGUACAGCUCAGGCUACAUUACCGCCGACAUGAUCAAGGAGCACCUCCCUCCCCCUGCAAAGUACACUUUUAUCCUGGUGUGUGGCCCCCCACCGAUGGUCCAAUCAGCUGUUCACCCCAACCUGGAGCACCUGGGUUAUACCAAGGACAUGAUCUUCACCUACUAACACCUUCCACGUUGAUAGCAAGUGUGCUGGGCUCCUAUUUCUAAAUGAGUUGGCUUCAUCAUAUUAAACAGGGAUGUUUUGUAAAGUGUCUCCUCAUGCACCCUGAGACACACCCACCAGUACUCCUCUCUGGGCUGUGAGCCUAGGAAGAAGGGCUUAAGGGGCUGGAGACUUAGUGAUUCCUAAGGCUCCUAGCUUAGAAGCAAAAAGAGCUCCACUGUAGUAUGUUCCUCCGCCUUAACUAAAUAAA